Messenger RNA from Antechinus flavipes (yellow-footed antechinus), 1738 nucleotides. RefSeq lists its product as uncharacterized. NCBI's taxonomy places the organism in Eukaryota, Metazoa, Chordata, Mammalia, Dasyuromorphia, Dasyuridae. The transcript is spliced from 3 exons. The record is from RefSeq and is a predicted model, not a curated record. The coding region runs from base 571 to 1407 and encodes 278 amino acids.
AAAGUGGGGUGGGGAAUUGAAAAAAAUGUAAAUAUCUACAAGGGUGAGUAUGGAAAGAGAAAAAGGAAAAAAUAAAGGUAUUUGAAGGCUGAGGUAUGGUAGGCUUUAGUACAGGAACUGGAAGCAUUUUAUUUUUUAAUUGAAUAACACUGACCCACAGAAAACAUCAGCUAAGAACCAUUGGAUUGCUUGAUUGUUUUAAUUGAUGUUUUCUGUGACUUGAUGGUACACACUUUAAAAAAAGUUGGCUCAUUCUUGGUUUAGUAUGGUAUAUGUGUUAAGGGGGGAAGAAAGGGGGAAACAGUGUUGCUAUAAUUUGGGGAGUUUGGGUUGAGGAUUUUAGAGUAGAGGUUCUGCUUUUUGAUAGGCAAAACUUUUCCUUUACUCAUCUCUUACAAAUUGAACUUCCAAAGACAGGAAAUGUGAUUGGUUCCUCAAGUUGUUAAUGAGAGCAUCCCAUUCACCUGAAAUACCUACUUUUAAGUACUUUAAGCUUUGGCCCAAGGUAGUUCAAGUGGCUUCUCUUCACUGACUAAGAAGUGGAUAAGAACUAUUCCAACUCAGAAAAAGAUGACGUCAAUAAGUGGCAGUGAAUCAUCAAUGGAAAUUAUUUUGGCUGAAGAUACUCGGGUACUGGUUGCCAAAAUGGGGGGAUUUGCAUAUUUCCUUAAAAGAAUGGAAAGUGAGAUGAUAAAAAUGGCAAAAGCUCACUUCAAUCUAAUCCUGUGGAUGCUUAGAAUCAUUAAGAGGUGCCAAAAGAAGGUAAUUGAGCUCAGAGAUGUGACUGAGAAACUGAAAAAUCUAACAAAAGUCUUUUUUUACAAGAAGUGUGCCAUGCGUAAAGAAAUCGAGAACUGUCAGAGCCAAAUGAAAAUUAAGAUAACAUUGGUCAGGAGAAGUAAAACCCUGGCUCAAGAAGUGGGGGAAUUGGUCAAGAAGGCUGCUAGAGAAGCAGCUUUUAGGAGUUCAUGUACAGCAGCCCAGGGACCAAAGGAUCCUAAAAUAAAAGAAGCCAGUGAAUUGGAGUAUAUUUCUCUGAGUCUGGCGGAAAACUGGUGGACAUUAUUGGAGAAAUGUGUGGAGUUGGCAGAAGCUCGGAUAUUGUCAGCAAAAAAGUCAUUGAAAAUGAUUGAGAAGAGAGAGAAGUGGGAAAAGCUGUUGAAGAGACUCUUCCUUCAGGCUGCUAUGGCAGCCCAACUUGGCAAGCUAUUACAGAAAAGACGAAUUGAGGGGAAAAACAUGGAGAUAGAGAAGAUGGUGUCCGCUUACCGAAAACACCUGAGAGAAAUUAUCUGCUGUAAGACUCUGGAAGAAUGUGACAUCAUGGACUUCCUGCUGACAGAAUUGAAGCAGAUCUCUGAAGAGAUUAUUUCAGGACUCUCUUCCCAAGAAAAAGUGGAAGAUUGACCUCUUCACAAUCCAUCCUGGCCAUAAACAGGCUUUUAGUUGGCCAAAGAUACCUGAAAUAUUUGUAUGGAUGAAGACAAAGGAAGAGAAAUCUCAACAGUGGCAUCUAUUAGCUUCCAAUUACUGUCUUACUGGGAAACUUAAGCAGCAGGAUUUGAUCGAAGAAUCUUCAAAUGAGACAAACCUUUGGGUUCCUCCUUUCACUAUUUUUCAUGAAGAUCUUAAAAUACUAAAAAGCAAUUUAAGAAUUUUUUUUGAGGGGGGGGUAGAAGAAGGGAAGGAGGUAAUGGGUUUUUUCCUUCUAGAAAUAAAAAAAAAAUUAAGCAGCUGA